This is a messenger RNA of Andrographis paniculata, 1075 nucleotides long. RefSeq lists its product as uncharacterized. The coding region runs from base 134 to 865 and encodes 243 amino acids. The record is from RefSeq and is a predicted model, not a curated record. Lineage: Eukaryota; Viridiplantae; Streptophyta; Magnoliopsida; Lamiales; Acanthaceae. The transcript is spliced from 4 exons.
ACUACACAAUAGCGUUUCAAAUAAAUACCAUAUGGCAAAAAAGGUUCAUCACUUCACACCCUAACCAUAAGCACUAGGGUUCCGACGGGUUUUCGAAACCGAAGAAUCCAUCAAAGAAGAAGAGGUUCCGGUAAUGGCGGAUGAAGUUGACAGCUGUGGAAUUAGUGAGGUACAUGACGUAGUUGAUGUACACUCUCCAGUGACCUCAGUAGAUUCGAGUACUAGUGUAGUACAAACCGAUAUAGAUUCCAAUGUUGAAGGACCACCUUUGCCAGAUCUAGGUAGGCAUGGUGUGAUUGAUUUAAAAUGUCCAAUUGGUGUUAAAGGAGUGAAGACUUGUAACAAGACUAAUAGGCAAAGGCAACGGAGGAUAAAGAAGCAUGAUGAGUUGCAAGCUUGUUUAAGUGAAACUGUUAAUUCCGGUCUGGUGGCUAUAGCUUCAGCGAAUCAUGAAUCAUGGACACUAACGGAGGCUUACUAUCGGAGAAGAGAGUUAAGGCGUGAUGAAGACUACAAAUUCAUGUUUCAAGGAGCAAGCGAUGAGCAUGAAAUAACAAUGACUCGAGAAAUUGAAUCAUUGCGUCAAGAGUUUAAGAUCAUUGGCCAGAGGUGGAUAGCUGCGAAAGAAAAAUUGAAACUGUUGGAUCCUAAUAAUUUGGUGACCGAGUUUGACAAACUAUGUUAUGCAAUGAGGAAGGAACAUGUGGAAAUGUAUAAGCGCGCUUACAAUAGGAUUAAAGAAACACUUGAUGCGAUUGACAAGGCAAGUUCAAUCGACCCAGUGGAAGUUGAUGCAAGUGUUAGGCAGAAUGGAAUUAAGAAAUGUCUAUUCAACGAACAUGAUGUUUCAGAUGGUACUCCAUAGGAAUGGGUAUCUCCUACACUCAUGUCAAUGUUAAAUGGGAUUUUAUUAAAUGCAUGUGAUUUUAUAGAUGUCUUUGUGUAUUGCAAUACAAUGACGUUGUAAUUGGUUUGCUUGUACUGGGCUGGGUGUUAUUUCCUAUGUUUAUAAGCCGAGUUGGUGCUGUAAUUGGAUGAUGUUAAUUAUGAAAAUGCUACCUUUUUUAUUAGGAGA